Messenger RNA from Kalmanozyma brasiliensis GHG001, 462 nucleotides. RefSeq names its product DNA repair protein, Swi5. The coding region runs from base 1 to 462 and encodes 153 amino acids. Gene Ontology annotation, cellular component: Swi5-Sfr1 complex; Swi5-Swi2 complex. Gene Ontology annotation, biological process: double-strand break repair via homologous recombination; meiotic DNA recombinase assembly involved in reciprocal meiotic recombination; meiotic joint molecule formation. Lineage: Eukaryota; Fungi; Basidiomycota; Ustilaginomycetes; Ustilaginales. The transcript has 3 exons. The record is from RefSeq and is a predicted model, not a curated record.
AUGCGUCGGUCAGCAUCGCCCUCCAAGACCAACCGGUCCGCUCCUCCCGCUCGCGCAGCUCCGUCCGACACAUCGAUCCUCAAGACGCCCUUCAAGCCGCUGAGCGGGCUCCCUUCCCGCCCACCGUCGCUGCGCCAGCCUACGCCAGCGGGACCGUCCACGGCGGUACUGCCUCGCGACGUGCGCACGCGCUCCAUUGACGAGCUCCAACAGGACGUGGCCGAGAUGCAACUCGUUCUUGACGAGAGACUCAACACGCACAACGCAGCAAGGAAGAAGGCAGGAUUGAGGGAACAGACACCGCAACAGGUCGUCGACGAGUACAUUGCGCUGCUGACCCAGUACAACCGCGUCAAGGACGCUGCCCAGGUCGUGUUCGACAAGAUUGCGGACAUCGAACAGCUUCCUGCGAAGGAUAUACAUUCGAGGUACGGCGUCGGCGAAGGGGGUGAGGCGGCCUGA